UCCAACCUUUCUCUGCUCUCCUUCCUUCCUUACAGCGAGAGAGAGGAGCGGCGGCCAUGGCGAGAGAGCUGAGCAAGGAGAACCUGGAGUUGGUCCUCAUGCAGGCCAUGAUGGCCGCCAAGAACGUGCGGACGCAGCACGACCGCCUCCUGGAGCUCCACCGCCGCCUGCGGCGCCACCAGGCCGACGCCGACGCCAAGCUCGGGGAGAUCGCGUCGGACGUCUUCAAGGUCUACUACUUUGGCCUGGAUGCCGGCGCCAAGAUGCUCUCGGUCUGCCUCAAGAUCGCCGUCGAGAACCGCGCCGUCUCCACCAUCAACAUCGCUUUCGCGCUGAUGCCCGGCGAGCAGCUCUACGACGCUCUGCUCGCGCAGCGCCUCCCGGCCCGCCCCACCACCCAGGCCCAGGCCAUCGCCCGCGUCGAAUCCGCCAUCUCGGCGGUCAUGAUGCUCGGGGAGCACCACCUCCCGCGCUGCGUCGAGUGCCUCGUCGGCGGCCGAGCCCCCGUCCGAGGCAAGCCUGACAGCAGCCCCGACAGGGACGACGAUCCGGUCGCCGCCGCCACCGAGGGCUUCGCUAAGGUCGGCCUUUCAACCGCCUCCGCCACCGCCAAAACCGGCAGCAAGCCCCUUCACGCAGACGUCGACAAGGCGCUGGACUACCUGUGCCGCGCAAUCAGGAUGGCGACCCUCGCCAUCAAGCACAUCGACCUCGUCGUCGCCGUCCUCUCCCGCUUCCUUGACCCCAACGAGCUCGCCCGCCUCGCCGAGGUUACCGACGGUGCCGCCUACCUCGGAGUUGAGAUUAGCCAGCCCACUACUUCACCUGAUCCGUCAACAGAUUAGCCAGCCACUACUUCGCCUGCUGAUAUGGAAUUAAGCCAUGCUGAUGCUCCUCCUUUCAGUCACUUAGUUUACCAAUUACUAUGCAGACUUAUGGUUUUCAGUUCAGUUUCGUCAGAGUAAUCUGCUGCCGUGCUACUCUAUACGUGUGUUCAAUUCAUUCCUGGACGGCCGGUGGCAAUCCAUGGGAUGAUUGCCGAGUUUAUCUGAUCGUAGCUUCAUCCGCUAGGGGUAAUCAAUGCUGAACUACAUCUUGUUCUUAUCUAUGUCUAUGUGUUUUACUCCCUCCGUUCCAAAAUAAAUAACAUAAUUUUAUAU
Messenger RNA from Triticum urartu, 1160 nucleotides. NCBI's taxonomy places the organism in Eukaryota, Viridiplantae, Streptophyta, Magnoliopsida, Poales, Poaceae. The record is from RefSeq and is a predicted model, not a curated record.